AAUCGCUUUAAUUUGAAGCAAGAAGAGCAACAAUGGAGAUCACCGCUAUCAUAUUCCUCAUCAUCUCCUCUCUCACAUUCGCCAUCUUCCUUAAACUCUUCUUCUUCUCCUCAACUCACAAACUCCCACCGGGACCACCUCGUUUUCCGGUCAUCGGCAACAUCAUCUGGCUCAAGAAAAACAGCUUCUCCGAUUUCCAAGGUGUUCUCCGUGACUUAGCAUCCCGUCACGGACCAAUCAUAACCCUCCACGUAGGCUCAAAACCUUCUAUCUGGGUCACAGACAGCUCACUCGCUCACCAAGCCCUCGUCCAAAACGGUGCCGUUUUCUCCGACCGUUCUCUCGCUCUCCCUACCACCAAAGUCAUCACCAGCAACCAACACGACAUCCACUCCUCCGUCUACGGCUCUCUCUGGAGAACCCUCCGCCGCAACCUCACCUCCGAAAUCCUCCAACCAUCGCGCGUGAAAGCUCACGCGCCGUCGAGGAAAUGGUCUCUCGAGAUCCUCGUGGAUCUGUUCGAAACAGAGCAGAGAGAGAAAGGACAUGUCUCCGAUGCUUUAGAUCAUCUCCGUCACGCCAUGUUUUAUUUAUUGGCUCUGAUGUGUUUCGGAGAGAAACUGAGAAGAGAAGAGAUACGAGAGAUCGAAGAAGCUCAGUACCAAAUGCUCAUAAGCUACACCAAGUUCAGCGUCCUCAACAUCUUCCCAAGCGUAACCAAGUUCUUGCUCCGGCGAAAAUGGAAAGAGUUCUUAGAACUAAGGAAAUCUCAAGAGAACGUUAUACUCCGAUACGUGAACGCAAGGAGCAAAGAAACCACCGGAGAUGUUCUCUGUUACGUCGAUACGCUACUGAACCUAGAGAUUCCGACAGAGGAGGAUAAAGAAGGAGGGAAGAAGAGGAAACUUAGUGAAUCGGAGAUCGUGAGUCUCUGUUCGGAGUUUCUUAAUGCAGCUACGGAUCCAACGGCGACGUCGAUGCAGUGGAUCAUGGCGAUCAUGGUGAAGUAUCCAGAGAUACAGAGGAAAGUAUACGAUGAAAUGAAGAGUGUGUUGGCCGGAGAAGAAGAAGAAAGGGAAGAGAUCAGAGAAGAGGAUUUGGGGAAGUUGAGUUACCUCAAAGCUGUGAUCUUGGAGUGUUUAAGAAGACACCCUCCUGGUCAUUACUUGUCUUACCAUAAGGUCACGCACGACACCGUUUUGGGUGGAUUCCUUGUUCCACGACAAGGUACUAUAAACUUCAUGGUAGGAGAAAUGGGCCGGGACCCAAAAGUAUGGGAAGAUCCUCUAACGUUCAAGCCAGAAAGAUUUCUAGAGAACGGAGAAGCCUAUGAUUUCGAUAUGACGGGAACUCGCGAGAUCAAGAUGAUGCCGUUUGGAGCGGGACGAAGGAUGUGUCCCGGUUACGCCCUUUCGUUGCUUCACCUCGAAUAUUAUGUGGCCAAUUUGGUUUGGAAAUUCGAGUGGAAAUGUGUGGAAGGUGAAGAAGUUGAUCUAUCCGAGAAGCAACAAUUCAUCACAAUGGUCAUGAAAAACCCUUUCAAGGCAAAUAUUUAUCCAAGGAGAAAGUGAUAUUUGCUUUUGUUAUAUCAUCAUCGAAAAAGCCCAAUGGGCUUAUUUGUCGUAUGUAUAUUAAAAACUUUGUCUCAUA
Arabidopsis arenosa is the source of this 1650-nucleotide messenger RNA. The record is from the annotation of a GenBank genome assembly. NCBI's taxonomy places the organism in Eukaryota, Viridiplantae, Streptophyta, Magnoliopsida, Brassicales, Brassicaceae.